GCGCGCUCUAUCCGGGAGGGGGGACCAACCCUUCCCUUCCGCCUCUGCCCCUUCCUAGGUAGACACCUAGACCCCGAGGCAAAAACCCCACCUCCCAUACAAAAACGGGACUCGUGUCUCAGCCCUCGAAACAGAGACAACGUGUAUCUCUGCUCGGAAAAUACGGCCCUAUGACGUAAGGCGGUCCCCCCACUCUGCGCGACGCGAAUGGCUCGCCCCGAGGCAGCGGCCCCUGCCCGUCGCUUCUGAGGGAGAGGAGGGCGCCGCCAUUUUGUCGGCAGCGAGGAGCGCGGAGGCCGCGACGGGAGAGCCUUCCCCACCCCUCACACGGCGCCAGGGCCCGGCCGCUGCCGUUGCUGAUUGUACGCUUCAGGCCCCGCGCCACCGGAGCCCAGAGCAGUGUAAAUGGUUUGUGUUUAUCCCCACCACAACCCUGUGAGUAUCAUCACGGCGGAGAUGUCGGAGUAUAUCCGGGUUACCGAAGACGAGAGCGAGGAACCCAUUGAGAUCCCCUCAGAGGAUGAUGGGACGGUGUUGCUCUCCACAGUUACGGCUCAGUUCCCAGGGGCAUGUGGUCUGCGCUACAGAAACCCUGUGUCUCAGUGUAUGAGAGGAGUCCGAUUAGUGGAAGGAAUUCUGCAUGCACCAGAUAAUGGCUGGGGAAAUCUGGUUUAUGUUGUUAAUUAUCCCAAAGACAAUAAGCGGAAAAUGGACGAAACAGAUGCCUCAUCAGCUGUGAAAGUGAAACGAGCAGUACAAAAGACUUCUGACCUGAUAGUGCUGGGUCUUCCCUGGAAGACCACAGAACAAGAUCUGAAGGAGUACUUCAGCACCUUUGGAGAGGUUCUCAUGGUGCAGGUUAAGAAGGACAUCAAAACUGGCCACUCAAAGGGGUUUGGUUUUGUAAGGUUUACGGACUAUGAAACCCAGGUGAAAGUCAUGUCUCAGCGACACAUGAUAGAUGGAAGAUGGUGUGACUGCAAACUCCCAAAUUCUAAGCAAAGUCCAGACGAACCUUUGCGUAGCAGGAAGGUGUUUGUUGGGCGGUGCACCGAAGACAUGACUGCAGAUGAGCUCCGUCAGUUUUUUUCGCAGUAUGGAGAAGUGGUCGAUGUCUUCAUCCCCAAACCCUUCAGAGCUUUUGCCUUUGUUACGUUUGCCGAUGAUCAGGUUGCCCAGUCUCUUUGUGGCGAGGACUUGAUCAUAAAAGGAAUCAGCGUCCAUAUAUCCAAUGCUGAACCUAAGCAUAAUAGCAGUAGACAACUAGAAAGAGGUGGAAGAUUUGGUGGUAAUCCAGGAGGCUUUGGGAAUCAGGGUGGAUUUCCUAACCGGGGGGGUGGAGGGGGUGGGGGCGGGCUGGGGAACAACCAGGGCAGUAACAUGGGGGGCGGGAUGAACUUUGGCGCCUUUAGCAUCAACCCGGCCAUGAUGGCGGCGGCUCAGGCCGCGCUGCAGAGCAGCUGGGGGAUGAUGGGGAUGCUAGCCAGCCAGCAGAACCAGUCGGGGCCGUCGGGGAGCAACCAGCCGCAAGGCAACAUGCAGCGGGAGCAGAGCCAGGGGUUCAGUUCAGGGAGCAACUCCUACGGGGGCUCCAAUUCAGGCGCAGCCAUCGGGUGGGGUUCCUCCAACGCAGGCUCCAGCAGCGGCUUUAACGGAGGCUUUGGCUCAAGCAUGGAUUCUAAAUCAUCUGGCUGGGGAAUGUAGGCAGCCCAAUACUGACUCUUUUGGAGGGCGGCGGGUAGGGGGGAGAUGAGGAUUUUUUUUUCUUCCCUAGAGCUCCUGGUAAGUAUAUUAUAAAAUACAUAUACUUAAAAAAGGAAAAAAAAGAAUCCAAAAUCAGUCUGUUCAGCGUGUAGUAUAUUUCAACAGUAUUUUUGACACUUUUUUUUCUUUUGUAAGGGGAAGGGGGGGAGAAAAAAGAAAAGAAAAGGUUAAAUGGAGUUUUAUAGGCUUUGUUACAAAGAGUUGGAGUACUUGAGUUGGGAUAUUUGGAGUGGUUGGAAGUGAACUCCUGUUUGCCUGACGGGUAAACGAAUGCGCUGCAAUUGGAUAGGAAUCCCUAAAGAGAGAAAAAAACAAAACAAAACAAUUGCUCAUCUCCUAGUCAGCUGAGAUCUUUGCAUGUUUCAAAAAUGGAAGCCAUUUUUCAGAAACUGCAUCCUUUUCCUUGUUAGUUUUUUUCUUUUACAAUUUAAUUUGUUCCCCCGCCAUAAGAAUUUCUCUCUCUCUUUCUCUCCCUCCCCCUCCCCCCAAAUGUCCUGUGUGGAGAAUGCAAUGUUGGUGUCGGCUUUUUUUCCUUUUAACACUGUCUCCCCUCCUCAUACUAAAGUACGGUAUGAAGACCUCAUUUAACCCUUGCAGUUCAUCUCAUUUCAAAUGUGUAUGGAAGAAGCACUUCAUUGCAAGCAGUACAGUAAAACAGAACAAAACACACACACACAAAAAGGUCUGCCUUAGGACUACUCCUGUCUCCAUGCUUUCUCAUCCAAGACUCCCUCAUCACACCACUGCACAUGCUGCGUCUUAAGACGGUGGGUGUUCCAUUUUUAUCCGCUACUGUUUUAUUUCAUGGAGUUCGUAUUCAACGCUGUGAACGCAAGGCUGUGAGAUGGAACCAGAAGGCUUGUUUGAACUUUUUGAAAACCUGGUGUGGGAUUGGAUUGGUGGUGCCGAGGCAUGUGAGUCAUGGUAUGUGCGAGAAAAAGGAGGAGGCGCAUGCAGAGAGAGACCUGGUGGUGCAUUAUGGGAAUUUUUUUAGAGAGAGAAAUUUUUUUUUCUUCUUGGCGUGAUGUCCCUCGAUCCUGUGGCUUUGGUGAGAGAGUGUGCGGAGAGCAAUGGGAGCGGACGUACGAGUGUUUGGUGUUUUUUUUUUCUUGCAUUCAAAGGACAUCCCGAUCUGGAAGAACUUAAGUGGGGGGACUUUUUAACCUAGUUAACCAAUUAGUUGAAUGUGUUAAGUGAAAUGAAUAUCUGUAUCUUUUUUUUUUUCCUCCUUUAUGUCAACUCUGCUGUGAAUGCUGUAUGGCGUGUGUUCUUUUCUGUUUAAUGAUCCUGUAAGUGUGGUAACGUGAACUGACGGUGGGGCCUUGGAGGGGAACCGCCAGCUCGUGGUGCGCUUUGCAGGCAGCCUUUGCAGCAAAGCUCGCUUCCCGAGUUCGGGGGUUCCCCCGGGUGGAAGUUUCUCUGUCUGUAAGAUAUCCAUAUGAAUGCUGUUUGCUGCAGUUCUGUGUUUGGAUGCCUUUUAUAAGAUUUGUCAAUGUAGGAAAUUCUUAAAUAAAACUGAUUUAAGUAA
Molecule: messenger RNA, 3292 nt
Organism: Hemicordylus capensis (graceful crag lizard)
Lineage: Eukaryota; Metazoa; Chordata; Lepidosauria; Squamata; Cordylidae
Gene: TARDBP
Product: TAR DNA binding protein
Exons: 7
Coding region: 406-1704 (432 amino acids)
Biological process (GO): regulation of gene expression
Cellular component (GO): nucleoplasm
Molecular function (GO): RNA binding
Source: RefSeq, a predicted model, not a curated record